GUCCUCUUCAAACACGGUCGUGGUGCUGCUUUCACUGGCAGCCGACGCCGGGGGGGACAUGGUGCUGAUCAGCUAUUGACGAUAAUGACAGGGCGUGGAGUGCCUCGCUGAGACCAGCUAGACGCUUCGAGGAGGCGAGAAAAAAAUCCCAAAACGUGUGGAAAGACGCAUUCUGGACACAGGAUGCGGUCGCUUGAAGAUGGAUACGCGAGCCUAGGAAAGCCCGCAUCCCACCUCCCUCCCCGCUUCCGGUGUGUAGCAGAACAUGAGGCGCCGUUUGGGGUUUAUGGAGACUUGCCACGGUGGGUGUCCAUGGGUACUUCGAGGGGAGGCAGGAGGCAGGUACACGGUAAGGGUGGCAUGGCCCAUCCAAAUAUCGAUAUGUCGAUACGAAAGGUCGCGUCGCAAUUGAUACCAGACCGAUGCGGUCGAUGUUUUUCCGUUGUCGUCUAAAUGUAUUUUUCCACAAAUACCAGAUGUUUCAGUAAUUGCUGUGACACGGAGAAGGCGUAGGAUUGAAUAAGCUGUGCUUCUUCCUUCUCCUUUUUGGACAUGUUGAAUUGUGCAACUGUAGUCAUGUGAUGUACCUCAAUGUAACCUUGGAUGCAUUUUCCAAACAAACAAAACCAUUACCGUUACUAUUACAUCGUCUUAUAGCAGUGGUUCUCAAUACUUUUCUAUCAUGCCCCCUCAGUGGACAGAAUUUUUUUCGAUACCUGCCCUGCAUGCACUUGGUAUCGGAUUGAUACCAAACUUUCCAGUACUGCUCAGCCAUAGUCCACAGAAGAGACUGUUGCAGAAAUAAUUGAAGAAAAAGUCCACCCAAAAAUAGUAGUCUUAAGGGAGGAGUUAAAUUUAGUCAAACUUGCUAUCGUAAAUGUGUUAAAAUGUGUAAUGUUGAACACAGAGAAGAGUAGAUCCAUGCAUUUAUCUUGAAUCAUCUUAAUUUAGAAGCUUAAUGUAUGACAUGUUCAUGGAUCGUUUUGAAUAAUGUUGAUUAGCAUACCAUACAGGUGGAAAUGAAUUGCUAGUCUGACUGCAGGGUACAUACUAUUAACAUAGCAUGUAGUUGUAGUAAUGAUAAUGUACAAGCUAACAGAGAUUAUAUUAUAACACAACUGAACCAAAUUUCAGAGGUAUAUACAGGAAGCUUCUUCCAUCGGGGUAAAAACAGUACUGUAAAACAGUAUUCCUGUUUGUCUCCUUUUCAAUAUUCAGAUACUGUCCUCCGUUAUCCUUGUGACAUCAAUUUACCUUAAAUGUGGACUAAUCUGCAACAAUAUUAGUUACAUGUGCACAAUCUAAUCAGGUCCAACACAGAAACAGAAACUAAAAUGCAUAUACUCUAGCAUCCUCUUCAUAAAAGAGAGUGAACAAUUAUAUAGGGAACUACAAAUGAUGAGAGGAGCAGCCAGCAUCAUCAAAUAUAAUUAGAAAGAAAUACAAAAACAUGUCAAUUAGUCCAGCUACUGUAUUGCAUGCACCAUGCAGACCUACUGUAUACAUCCAUCCAUUUGCUAUAUGACUUGUCGUCUUUAGGGUCACAGGAGAGCUGGAGCCUACCUCGGCUGAGCCACAAAAGUUGAAUGCAGGCAACUGGACAUUUUCUUGUUAGAUGAAGACAUUUCAGUUACAUCAAAAAGGCCUCUUCAGUUCUGAAUAUUUUGGUGCCGAGUUCCCAUAGUUACGUCUCGGGUGGGUGUGUCCCCUGGGAGGUGUUCACAUGUGAGUGCUUGGUUGCCAGGUAUAACUAGUCAACAUCAUCACAUAUGCAAUCUGGAGCGAGGUAGCUUCUGUCUUCGCAUCCGGUUGUAGUCGUUCCCUGACUGCUGCAUUGAUGGGGGGGAUGAUGAAUGAUAACAUGGCUGUGUCUCACACAUUUCAACUCUUACACACUUAGCAUUUUCAGUGCAUAAGUGUAACGGAUGCCAGCCUGUGAGGCUGUGCAAGUGUAUGUUGGUAAACCUCACUCCCUCUGCCUUAAGAGCUGCGCUGAACACGCGGUCGACAGUCCGUCCGUGCUUUUGGCCGUGUGGUCAGCGCUCUCGCCUCCCAUUGCGAAGGUCCUGUGUUCGAGACCCGGUGCGGGCGGUGCGAAACAGGGCAGGUUACAUAAGUACUUUCACAAGUAUGGCAAAGUGAAAAGUGUUGAGUGUACAGCGAUGGACUUUAAUCACCCUCAGUCAUGGCCAUCUUGGCUGCAUAGCAGAAGGGAAGGGACUAAUUCCAGUGGUUGCGAUCCACAAUUAAAAGUAAGUGCAAUGACAGAAAUGGAUUUGAGACGGCACUACACUGUCAAAAGUCACAGUGUACUUAGCACACAUGCGCCUAAGUCUUUCAUGUGAGACAGCCCAUUAUUUGGUCCGGAGAUAUCCGAGGGUUCUGAAUCUCGGUGGAGUCUGUGGAGUUGUGGACAUGAUGUGGGGUAUUUCCAACUAGCGGUGUCAGAGGGGUGGCUAGGUGUUUGUCAGUGUUGUUAGGGGGGUUGAUUCUGCUGACAGUUGGCCUUAGUGGAGCUCCUUCAUUAUUCAUUUUUUAGGCAGUCUGUAAUGCGAUAAUGUGUGUCGGUCAACACCUUCCUCCUUUUCCAGCUCCUGAAGACAUGCAAUGAUUUUCUUUAUAUGUCCACUGAUGGGAUCUGCUUGUAAGAUUGCAAUGUUGUGGUCCUUCUUCAGGGAUGCCCCUGCUUUCCUUUUAUGAGUAUUAAGGUUCUAGGGAUGUACCUUGGCGCUGGAGAAAGCUGCUGAUGCCUUAAACCUAACAUGUACUGCUUCAGCUUCAGGUAAGUGGUUCUUUUUGAUGGCUGUGAUGAAGUCCACUAUUGGGAGUUGUUUAUUUUUCCGUCAUCCAGCCACACCUGGAAACAAAGGAUUUACAUCUGACACCCCGCAAGGGACACGCCCACCGGAGACAUAAAGAUGGAAACUCUGCAUCAAAACACUGAGAACUGAAGAAGCCUUUUGGAUGAAAGGUAAACCAUCUUCAACUAACAAGAAGUUCAGUGGCCUCCAUCCAACGUUUGCGAGUACCGUGACCUGGAUGACUGAGAAUCUACACAUCGACAUUAACAUCCCAACUGAUUUCAGGUCUCCUUUUGUGAUGACGAAGGGGUCCCUUAAAGAAAGAGGGAAUAUGUGUUACGGCGAAAUGACUUCAUCUGAAAGAGACGUUGUUGUAAAGAACCAUAGAUGAUAUCAAAUGUCAUGACAAGGAUUCAUUUAACAAACUCAAGAUAUUGAUCCGCGUGUUGCUGAAGAGUAUCUCUCUCUUGGCACUAGCGUACAAAAGCAGGUCAUCGGGUUCACCACCGUUCUCCUCCAGAGGAGGUUCCACCACCAAGCCACUCAGGUGGCUGUUAGCCUCACUGGGGGUAGACGAGAUCCUCUGCUGUGCUUCUGGACUGCGCUUGCUCUCGAAGUCCACAGGGUCCGACACUGACCCACACCACGUCGUCUCAUCCUUGAACACCUCGGCCAGCACGCGGCCACUGUUGGCAGACGCCACUCUGAACCUUACUGUCCUCCCACUCUUCUCUUUCUCCUCUUUCACAUGUGACCCUUCCAUUGGAGCACAAAAGGCUUUUCACAUCCCAUUAAAAAAGGACUAGACAUAUUUUAUCAGCCGAAGCCAUUCGGUGCAAUUAUCAAACAAAAGCAGCCUCGCUGACGUGUCAAAAUGGAGUGAAAAUACACAGAGUACACAAACAAGACACUAAACUGAUAAAUAAUAAAUGCAUCUCUGCCAUGGCAACAGUUAAAAUGUGCAAACAGUAAAUUGAUAUCACUGUGUUCAAUAAUUGACUGUGGUUAGUUUCCAAAGAGCAGAUACGUCUGUCUUGUCUUUAGAAGACACACAAGCUGAGCAGAUAGCAACAAUUAGGUGACGAACUACAGAUAACCUUUUGUUUGUGCUCUUUGCCCUGCAUGACUUUUUUUUGACCCCGCAAUCGUAGCUCAAUUGCGACCGAUUAUUCCAUUCUCAACACCAAAAUAAUUGACACAUAAAACAACGAUUAAAAAAAACAGCAAACUAAACAAAUUAAACAACUACAGGUCAAUAGAUAUUGAACAUUGUACAGCAAAUAUGUUGCACUUGCAGUUCCAUUACAAACUACACUAUUCAUUUAGUGUAAUUUAAAUUAAUUUAAAUCAAAAAGUGAAACUCUUCAAUUAUUCACCACACACUAAGUGAAACAUUUCAAGAAUGUAUUUUUUAUUUCCUAAUAAUUUUGAGGAUUAUAGCUCAAAGCUAAUAAAACCCCGGAAUUCAGUCUUUUUUUAAAAAAGUAAAAAAGUUUAAUAUUGUAAACUAUGGCCUCACAGUCAGGAGAUUGUGGGUUUGUAACUCUGUGUGGACUUUGCAUGUUCUCCUCAUGCGUGUGUGGGUUCUAUCUGCGUACUGCAGCUUCCUUCCUACCACAUGUCAAAAACAUGCAUGCUAGGUUAAUUGGAGACUCUAAAUUGUCCAUAGGUGUGAAUGUGUGUGUGAAUGGUGGUUUGUCUAUAUGUGCCCUGUGACUGGCUCUUUCCUGAUGACAGCUGGGAUAGGCUUCGGCCUACCCGUGACCCUAGUGAGGACAGGAAGUGUAGAAAAUGGAUGGAUGGAUUGUAAAUGACUGUUUUCUGUUUACUGUUUCAUCAGCAAAUGAACUGCAACAACGUCCUCUGCCUUUAAUUAGUCUGUUUGUCUUAAUUGAACUACAGCGCUGAGAUUUCCUCGUGUUUGACUUUUAAUUCCGCUCCGGUCCUGUAGAUGGCAGUGGUCUGCCGCUAUUGGCACGGAGGAACAGGCGAGUUUGAGACACACGUGGUGCACCGUGUCAUCAUGGGGAAAAGAAGGAAUAACAAGCAACUUUUCACUAAUCUGUCAAAAAAACAAAAGAAACAUUUAAAAGAAUUUGGAGAGGAGCAUCCAUUCCAUGAUAUAGUCAGUGAAAGGUCUGAAAGGACACAAAUAGUAGACCUGGCACCAAGCCCGGAACACUCUGAUGCUGAGCUGGGUGAUUUGGAGGAGGGAGAGGAUGGAUCAGAGGAGAAAACAGCCUAUCAGAAACUUCUGUCAACUCUUAGCCAACCCAGUCAGAAUGACCAAAGUGAAGAGGAGAGCACUGAUGAGGAAGGCGAUGAAGAAGAAGAGGAGCCCUUUGAAGAAGAAAACAUCAAUGAUGUUGACCAAGAGGACGGUGGUGAUGCUGAGGAGGAAUCAAAAGAUUCAGCGGUAGUUCUAACUCAAGCAUUAGAAGGUGAGAAAGAGGAGCAGGAAGGAGGUGAUGAUUUCAUUGACAAAGAGCAUGAGUCAGAAUUCUGCCUGGAGACCAACUUUAUUGGUGAACGAGGACAAGAAGACAUCAGGGAUGCUGACCAGGACAAAGACAUGUUUUUCCAGCAUUUGGGGACGGAGCUCAGUGAAGAUGAUGUGCAAAAGAUUACAUUAGGCAGUAAUACAAAGACCCAGAUCACGUGGCCAAAAUUUGGCUCACUUAUUUGCACCACUCCCUUGGAGAAUUAUGGUCCCCUCAGCUCACACAAAGACACCAACCUGCCAGCUUUCCAUAAACUCUUGGAAGCCAGUUGGAAGAACCUAAACCAGACUGUAAAUUCCAAGGAGGAAGCAGAUGAAACGAGCGCUCUCCAGUUGGAGCUUUUGGCUAUCAUGGGUACAUAUAAAGACCUCUACUACCCAGAGAACUGCCCUUUGAGAGUGGGCCCGCAGGUGCGAAGCGCGUACUGCCUCCACGCUCUCAACCACGUGCUGAAAGCCAACUCCUGGGUGCUCACUCACAAUGCACAGCUCAGAGAGCAGAAACAGCAGGCUAAGAAAGGAGGAGAGCUACAGCAUGAACCAAGAGACCAAGGUCUGACUCGGCCCAAGGUUCUAAUUCUGGUGCCAUUUCGAGGCGUAGUGCUACAUAUCAUCCAAACUCUCAUCAACUUACUAGAGUGCAAUGGCAAGAAGGUGGUCGUCAGCAACAAGAAAAGGUUCAAGGAGGAGUUUGGACAUGACUCUGAUAACAAACCGCACAGACCAGACGAUUACCACGCCAUCUUCUCUGGCAACGUGGAUGAUCACUUCAGGAUAGGCAUCUCCAUCAUCAGGAGCAGCAUGCGCCUCUAUGCCCCUUUCUACUCCUCAGACAUUAUCGUCGCCUCGCCGCUGGGCCUCCGCACAGUCCUGGGAGCUGAAGGAGAAUAUAAGAGGGACUUUGACUUCCUGUCCUCCAUUGAGAUGCUGGUAGUAGACCAGGCUGAUGUCUUCCUCAUGCAGAACUGGGAACACGUCUUGCACGUGAUGAAACACAUGAACUUGCAGCCGCUGGACGCUCAUGGAGUGGACUUUUCACGGGUUCGAAUGUGGAACCUUAACAACUGGGCUCGACAUUACCGACAAACACUCGUGUUCAGUUCCAUUCAGGACCCACAGAUCAGCAACAUCCUCACCAAACAGUGUGCCAACUACCGCGGACAGGUUUCCAUUAAGAACAUCCCCAAAUCAGGCUCCAUCUGCCAGGUGCUGGUCCAGCUGCCCCACGUGUUCCAGAUGUUCUCUUCUGAUAGCUUCAUGAACCAUGAUGCACGGUUUCAGUACUUUGUAGAUAAAGUGCUGCCCCAGUACAAGGAUUCAGUUAUGUCACACACUCUGAUCUACAUCCCCUCUUACUUUGACUACGUCCGACUGCGCAACUACAUGAAGAAACAGGAGAUUAACUUCGCGAGUGUGUGCGAGUAUUCCAGCAAAUCAGAGGUGUCUCGAGCAAGGCACUUCUUCUUGAAAGGGGAUAAACAGUUCAUGCUCUUCACAGAACGCUUCCACUUCUACAAGAGAUACAUCAUCAAAGGAAUUCAGAACUUGAUAUUUUACGGGCUACCCUCCUUCCCCCACUUCUACAGCGAGGUGUGUAACAUGCUGGCAGCGGGGGGUCAGGCAGAAGAGGCCAGCUGGACUUGCACAGCCCUCUUCUCCCGCUUUGAUGCCCAUAAACUAGCUGCCAUUACGGGCGCCCAGCGAGCCGGACAGAUGCUGCAUUCGAACAAGAGCGUACACCUCUUUAUUACUGGAGGAGAAGAUAAAUCCAGUUAAAAUGAGGACUGUUGGUUCAAACCAUCCAUUCCUGCUCCGGGUCAUAGGUGAGCCGGAACCUACUGUAUGCCAGCUGACUUUGGCCACACCCUGGACUGGUGGCCAGUUAAUUACAGGGCAUUUGUGAAUGUCACUUUCAGUCACCGACUGUUUGUGAUUGUCCCUGCUACUAAAAGCAUGUUUUUAAAACAAGAUUACACAGAUUGGAUAGAUCAGGUUUGAUUGCUGCCAGGAUCGUGUUGCUCAUAUAAAUGCUGCUAACUCUAAGCUUCGUAUUUCAUUGUCUUUUUCACUCAUAUCAGUCAUUGGAGUAUCUAUAAACAUUGCGGAACAAUUGACUAGUUCACAGGUCUCGAUGU
Molecule: messenger RNA, 7436 nt
Organism: Dunckerocampus dactyliophorus (ringed pipefish)
Lineage: Eukaryota; Metazoa; Chordata; Actinopteri; Syngnathiformes; Syngnathidae
Gene: utp25
Product: UTP25 small subunit processor component
Exons: 15
Coding region: 4753-7077 (774 amino acids)
Biological process (GO): maturation of SSU-rRNA from tricistronic rRNA transcript (SSU-rRNA, 5.8S rRNA, LSU-rRNA)
Cellular component (GO): small-subunit processome; nucleolus
Molecular function (GO): rRNA binding; U3 snoRNA binding
Source: RefSeq, a predicted model, not a curated record